This is a messenger RNA of Varanus komodoensis (Komodo dragon), 3392 nucleotides long. It is a transcript of the gene DNAJB12, whose product is annotated as DnaJ heat shock protein family (Hsp40) member B12. The record is from RefSeq and is a predicted model, not a curated record. Gene Ontology annotation, molecular function: Hsp70 protein binding. The transcript has 9 exons. NCBI's taxonomy places the organism in Eukaryota, Metazoa, Chordata, Lepidosauria, Squamata, Varanidae. Bases 32 to 1156 code for a protein of 374 amino acids. Gene Ontology annotation, biological process: cellular response to misfolded protein. Gene Ontology annotation, cellular component: endoplasmic reticulum membrane.
GGCUCUUUACACUGCCGCCGCCGCCGCCACCAUGGAAUCCAACAGGGACGAGGCGGAGCGUUGUAUUGGUAUCGCGGUGGCCGCCAUCAAGGCCAACCAGACGGAAAAGGCGCGUCGUUUCUUGGAGAAGGCGCAGCGCCUCUACCCGUCUCAGCGGGUUCGCGUGUUGCUUGACUCCCUCGCCAAGAGUGAGAAAUCAUCAAAUGCGCAUUCCCAGGCCAAGGAAUCUGUCAACUCCAGCCACAGGAAGAUGAGUGGUGACUUCACUUCAGUCAAUGGAGAGGCAGGUGGGGAUGCCAGUAAAGGUUACACUCCGGAUCAGGUCGAUGCGGUUAAAAGGGUGAAGCAAUGUAAAGACUAUUAUGAAAUUCUUGGUGUGAGCAGAGAUGCCUCUGAUGAAGACUUGAAGAAGGCAUACCGGAAAUUAGCACUGAAAUUUCACCCUGAUAAGAAUCAUGCACCGGGUGCAACAGAGGCCUUUAAAGCCAUUGGUAAUGCAUAUGCAGUAUUGAGUAACCCCGAGAAGAGGAAGCAGUAUGACCAGUUUGGAGAUGCAAAAGUCAGUCCCACACGACAUGGCCAUGGCCCAACAGACUUCAACCGAGGGUUUGAGGCAGACAUCUCUCCUGAAGAUCUCUUCAAUAUGUUCUUCGGUGGUGGUUUUCCUUCUAGUAACGUUCAUGUAUACAGCAAUGGCAGGAUGCGAUAUACCUACCACCAGAGGCAAGAUCGGCGAGAACAUCAAGGAGAUGGUGGCCUUGGGUUGUUUGUCCAGCUGAUGCCUAUUCUCAUCCUCAUCAUUGUGUCUGCUCUCAGCCAGAUGAUGGUCUCCAGCCCGCCUUACAGCUUGAGCCACAGACCAUCUGUUGGCCAUAUACACAAGAGAGUGACUGAGCAUUUGAAAGUAGGUUACUAUGUAGCUGACAACUUUGCAGAAGAAUAUACUGGCACAAACCUGAAAAACGUGGAAAGGAGUGUGGAAGAUGAUUAUAUUGCAAAUCUCAGAAAUAACUGCUGGAAGGAAAAACAGCAGAAGGAAGGCUUACUCUACCGGGCACGCUACUUUGGCGAUUCAGAUCUGUAUCAGAGGGCACAGAAGAUGGGCACACCAAGCUGCAGCAGACUUUCCGAGGUUCAGGCAUCAAUGCAUGGAUAGCCGUCACAGAAACAGUCCCUAGAGAUCGACGUACGAGCUGACUCUUCAGAUGCCUGAAGACUUUGGGGAAGUGCACUGAGCCAAGGAGACAGACUUUCUAUUUAAAGAAUCAGACCUUAAAUUAAAAUGGAAUUGGAGAAUUAGCAACGCACAACUGCCCUCUCCUCUCUCUCUGUCUCUGUCCAGCACUAGACUUGGAUGCCUCUUAGAAAAGAAAAAAAGACGACUCGUCUUUCCCCCCUUCCUUCGUUGUCAACUGUCAUGUCUCUUUCUUGGGAGCCAGCCAUCCUGCGAGCAAGCGUCGAGUCGUUUUAUCUUUUAAGGCCUGCAGAAAAUUAGGAAGCAGGAGAAGAGCGCCUUCCACAAUUGCACUGGUCACUUCAAAGAGGGGGGGAAAGGAUGACCUGUAGGAGUGAAGCAAAAUCAGUUUUAAAAAAGAUGACACAUUAUUUAGCAUUAACUUAUAGAUGUAAAUACAUUGUAUUUCUAAACUAUGCAGGGAUAGAAUUAAAUUAUUUGGCUGACUUUAUAACCCAGGAUGUGUGAAUUUUAGCCUUUUCUCCCCCUCCCCACCUCUCCCUUUGUCCUCUGAAACCUUUCCUACAUAAGGCAACCUUGUCUGAUGACAUAAACGUUUUGUAUUUUAAAUGUUUUUUUUCUGGAGAAAAAAAAUAGGUGUAGAAUUUGACUCACUGUCAUACCCCUAUUUUGUAUAAGGGAAUCACUAAAACCUAAAGGAAUGUUUCUACACACACUUUUUGACCCCGUGUGGAAUUUGUGGUCUUCACGUUCAACAAGGAACAUGUUCCUUGUGGAGGCGGGAGAGUGAAUCGUCUCAAUUGAUACAUAAUUCAUCAGGAUUGCUUGCCUGUUUGUAUGGAACGUUGUAUUUGUUCCCCUGUCUGCAGCCCCCGUCUUUUCUGCCUUGCAAUCAGUGUUUGCUCCUCGACAAACUGCUUCUGUUGAUUUUUUUCCAGGAACCCAUUGUCAACUGGCAUAGUCUACCAAGUAGCACUGCUGCUCUGUAUCUUCCAUCCAUUUUGGUGGGGCUUGGGUAGCCCUCCUCUUGCAGGAAAGCGAAAGGUACACAACACUUGAUGUGUCCCCUCUGCUUCCUCAAAGGAAGAGAGCCCCACUAUCAAAAGAGGUUUUGCUGCCACCUCCUUUGCUCGAGCAAGUUGAAAGAGGAAGCAGUAACAGCCCUGUUCCUCGAUUGGACUGUAUAGUCCAUUUUCCAUUAGAAGAAAUAAUUUCAACUCAUCUCCUUAGUAAUGCCCAUUCUGAUUUUGUUUUUUUAAAGCUGGUAGAGAUAAAUUACUUCUGGGAGCCAGAAGUAACUCAUUAAUGCUCACAGUUCUGAUAAACCUAAUUGUCCUAAAUUAGUGGUAUUACACAGGUACAAGGGAGCUAAGACCUGCCCUGGCACCCGCAAGGAAUCCUCUGUUCCUGUCAAUGGAGGAAACCUGUCUUGUCCUGCAUGCAUGGAUCUGUGACCACGACAGCAGUAAAUCAGUGCUCUGGAUUGGGGCAGAUUCAUCCUGUUAAGAAAAAAUUUAAGCCGAGUAAGCUGCAUUACCAUCCACGCACACUGAAUUCUUCUAUACGUUGCUGUUUAUUUCGUCCAGAGAUGUUUUCUAUACAGUGUUUUCAGACUUCCUUUUGGAGGUUUCCUUGUUCAGAAUCACACACUGACUAUGCAGUGUGUGUUCCUCAAGCGGUCAGUGAGGAACAGAAGACAAUGUUCUUUGACUUAGCCGGUUCCUUUGGAAUCCACAAACUGGAUGUUAAUUUAAUAUUAAGUCACUGAGCCUGCCUUUCCGUCAGUCUUGUUACCUGUCCUAAGUCGACCCACACGGAAGGGCAAAUGCACUCCGUGUGUACUAACCCUCCCACAAGACGCUCUACUUGCUCCCACAGUGUCUUGCCAGGGCAGGCAUGGGCUACGUAGCCCUGUUAACUAAACAGCAGCGGCCCCUUGAGCUGCGGCUGUGUCCAGAGGGCCAGCUGUGGAACGGCUCAGUGCGAAGCUGCUUUGACAUCUCAAUAAAAUGGCAUCGGCAGUCCCAGCGCUGCCCUGUCCAGACCUUUCGAUUUCUUCAAUAGCUAGCCAUGGAUGGAAUGAGCGAUGUGCAAUAAGAAGCAUAGAGCCUGGAAGUUAUUUGCAAAGGGUGUAUUUCUUAAUUUAGAAUGAAUUAUACAGUUGUACAUCUAUAAAUAAAGAUUUAUAACAUGAAAA